This is a messenger RNA of Ruditapes philippinarum (Manila clam), 1050 nucleotides long. RefSeq lists its product as uncharacterized. Lineage: Eukaryota; Metazoa; Mollusca; Bivalvia; Venerida; Veneridae. Bases 1 to 1050 code for a protein of 349 amino acids. Gene Ontology annotation, molecular function: nucleic acid binding. The record is from RefSeq and is a predicted model, not a curated record. The transcript has a single exon.
AUGACUCGUAUAAAAUCGGAUAUUGAACAAGGAAUACUAACUAUGGAAACAACUAGAUACUACUUCUCGGACAGCAACAACACUCAUGCACGUAACAUUCACAUAUUCACAGACUCAAGUAUGAAGGCCUACGGGGUGCGCAUACAUCGUUUCCGGGAAGGAGAGUUCAUUCGUUAUGGCAAAAAAAACAGAGUUGCGCCUAUCAAGAAAAUGACGAUACCAAAACUAGAGUUGAUGGCGGCAUUAUUUGGUGCAAAACUUGCAGAUCAUAUUACAAAGAGCUUGGAAUGUGAACAUGUGACACUGUGGAGUGAUAGCCAAGUAGUUUUAAGCUGGCUUGUGUCUUCAAAACAACCUGACGUUUUUGUGAAAAAUAGAAUCAAGCAAAUCCAUGAGUUGACCAGUACAUUCAAGUGGCGAUAUUGUCCCACAGAUUCGAAUCCGACUGAUUUACUAUCUAGAGGUGUUACAUUCAACAAGUUCCAAGACAACAAACUAUGGAUGCACGGAACGGAGUGGUUAACGGCAGAAGAUACCUUACCAGUAUUUCACAUGACGCUGUCAUCUGUAACAAAUAAGAGCAGAAAUAGAGAGAAACGAUGUGAUCCACCAAUACUAGAAGAAACAGAGAAUGCCUUAUGCAUAUGGUUAAAAGAUGCGCAGUGUACAUGCUUUCCAGACAUCUACCUAAAUGACACAUUGAACAAAAAAUCCAGCAUCGUAAAACAACUAGACAUAUACAUUGAUGAAAAGAAUGUUAUACGCUGUGGCGGUCGUAUUUCAAAUGCACCCUUAGAUGUUAACAGUAGGUUUCCUUUUCUGUUACCGAAAGAUCAAAGAUUGACAGAUUUGAUCGUUACAUCCGCACAUAGAAGGCAAUUACAUUCCGGAACUGAGAGUACAGUUACCUUCCUCCGACAAAAGUUUUGGAUUCCUAGUAUACGUCAAAAAGUGAAGUCAAUAAAACACAAGUGUAUUAUUUGCAGAAAAAAUACUGGCAAACCUUAUCAUGUCCCCAACGCCCCAACAUUGCCGAAAGAUAUAGUAUAG